Molecule: messenger RNA, 2304 nt
Organism: Folsomia candida
Lineage: Eukaryota; Metazoa; Arthropoda; Collembola; Entomobryomorpha; Isotomidae
Exons: 7
Coding region: 181-2157 (658 amino acids)
Biological process (GO): protein phosphorylation
Molecular function (GO): ATP binding; protein kinase activity
Source: RefSeq, a predicted model, not a curated record
GAUAAAGUUGCGAGUGUAGUAAGCAGGGGGCGCGUUCAUGUUCUUACGUAAGCAGUAACUGUGCAUAACGGGUGCAACAUAUAUUCCUUGUAUUUCAAUGCUGAUAAAAUAGUAUGUCGAGCAAACCGACAAAUACGGUAUCUUUAGUCGUUAAUCAAAAACUACUUCGUUGACAAUAAAAUGUUUUGUAGUAUAAAGUCCAACCCAAGUACAAUAUCAAACACAAUUCUAGGAUCGGGGAAAUUUGGAUUUGUCAUCAAGGCAGAGACAGAAACGGGACAUUUUAAAGCAAUUAAAAAUCUAUAUAUAUAUGACGAAGUAGCAAAUUCGAAUAUCGAUAUAAUAUCUAAAAUAUGUGACGACCACACUACACUCAGUACGCAUAAGCACGAUAAUAUUUAUGAAAUACUAAAAAUUGAAACGGGUGAAGUUAAAGCUUCCCACCUAAAAAAACUACGCAAGUUGGUGCCCUCGAGUGAGUGCUCGGAACAUGGGAAAAAAAUGCUGGAACUUGUUAAAAUAUUACUUUCGAGAAUAAAAAAUACACAAGUAAUUAAUUUACAAAUUCAUAUGAAAUUUUAUAACACAUCACUGAGAAUAUUCCUCGACAUGGAGCCCAACACGGAGAGAAAUGAAUACUCUGAGUAUAAAGUAGUUCAAGAUAUAUUGGAUGGGCUCAUUUUCCUCCAUGAAAACUUUAUUUAUCAUGGAGAUAUUCGACCAGAAAAUAUAUUUAUUUUGAUACCCUCAAUUCAGUCGGGAAAAAAUGCACCAGUUGCAAUAAUAAGUGAUGUAGGAUUGUCGUCCUCUUUUAUGUGUAACGCACAGUGCUUGUCUACUCAGGCAAAAUUAAAAAAAUACCCAGCUCGAGGACUAGAAGAGAACAAACCGAGGGUAGAUAUUUUUUACACCGGUUGCGUUGCGUUGGAAGUCUUUCAAAUUGUGGAACAAUUCAGUCAGAACUCCCUGAUUAACAAAAUACUUUACCAGGACGGCACAGAACUGAUAAAAACGCACGGCUUGGUAAAAAACAGCAAGGAGCUAAUUGAGACCUUUCUUUGCUCCACAAUUGUGUCAGAUAUUAGCUCGAUUAAAUUAGAGCUGUCAGCAAGUUUAGUUGCAACAUCUUUGGAGCUAAGCGACCGGCUUAGAAAAUGUGAUGAGGGGGAUAUUAUUCUAUUACAACCAGGGCAGUACGUAGGCCCAUUUUACUUAGAUAAGAAAAACAUAAAAUUGUUCGCCGCAAAUUGUUACGUUUCAUUAAAGCCUAAAGAUGAUUCUUAUGAUCCAAUUGUGCAUAUUACGUCCGAUGGGGUUUCCCUGGAAGGAAUCAAACUUGAUAUGAAAGAUAGACCAAACUCAACGGGAAUCAUGGUCAACGGAGAUAGUGUCAAAAUUAAAGAUUUGAACAGCUAUGGAGGGUUCAACUCUGUUUUAUUGUGUGGGAAAUGUGUGGUAACUUGGUAUAAGGACGGUACUCCAAGUCCUCCACCAGUUUUUGCUGCGGUUGAAGGACUAUUGUCUUCAGAUAUAAUAUGUAGAGAAGGCAACCCAUCCCGCGGAAAGGAUCUAGGAAAAACUUCCGGUCCUAACGCAAAUAAACUGACACUAACACCGACCUCAUCAACAUCAAUAAACCGUUAUUCGGAUGAUGACCCUCACCUAAUCGGGGAUAUUGACAAGAUUUGUAUUACGUCACCCAAUUACAAAACAGCAAUGCUUUCGUCUACGACAGUUACAAUGGGAUCCACCAAUACGACCUGGACGAAAGAGGAAGUUUCCCAAAUUUCUUUAUUUUGGCCAACAAAGGAAGGCAGUAGGGUAAAAGAUGCCAUAGAGGGCAAGCUCGUUAACGCAAUGAACCAAACACAUGGUGUGCUCUCUAUUUAUCAGCAGCUUCUGGCUGAACUAGAUAUUCCGAUAGAUAAGAGGACAGAGUUGGAACGAAAGUAUCACCAAUGCCCACAAAUAGUCGGGACUUAUUCUCUUUUGAAAGACUUGGUCGAGGCAGUUUGCGGUUGCAAAGGAAAAAUUUGCACUAUCGGGAUGUUUUUGGACGCAAUAGAUAAAACCGGUUGGAUAAACGCUAGUGAUACAAUUGUUGCUGCAAACUGGGCAGAAAUCGAUGGACUUGACAGACCCGUCGUCCUUCGAUAAACUUCACGUAUCACAACUAAAUUCAUAUGCUUGCAUAAUUUUAAUAACUACGUGAAAAACGACAAGUACUACCCAUCCCGUUGAAACUAAAAACUUAAUAUCUGACAUAAUUAUUUCAAAAAUAAAAUAAAAGAUGUUGACAAAGUU